AUGCAAAGCGUCGUUGAGCAACGAAGGAGCUUGUUUUCGUCUCUGAUCAGGAGGUGCUCUUCUAUUUUAAGCCUGAAGUCCCUUCACGCCCUCUUGAUCCGAGAGGGACUCGACCAAGAUGGUUUUCUGGCGAGCAAGCUUCUGCAAGCCUCCGCAGUCUCGUUCUCGGGACAUAUGGACUAUGCCCACCUGGUCUUCUCGCGGAUGCCCAAUCCCAAUCUCUUCGUUUACAACACCAUGCUUCAGGGUUACUCGAGAAGCAAUUCAGCAAUUUGCGCCAUUAGUUUGUAUAGGAGAAUCCAUGGUUCUGGCCUCCGAGGGAAUUCGUUCACGGCCGCCUUUGUUCUGAAAGUGUGUGGUCGACUGGUGAGAGUGGUAGAGGGGAACGAGAUUCGUGCGCAGGUAUUGAAGAUGGGGUUGGACUCGGAUUUGGCUGUUGCCAAUGGAAUUUUGAAGUGGGCGGUCGCCUGUGGACGGUUGGACGAGGCACGCAAAAUAUUUGAUGAAAUGGCUGAGAGGGAUCCCGCGUCUUGGAGCACAGUGAUUGCGGGCUAUUCCCAGAAUGGAAUGCCCAGGGAUGCCUUGGCGCUCUUCAGAGAGAUGCAACGCAGCUCCAUGGAAGUCGAUGGCUUCACCUUGGCUAGCGUUUUGGGUGCGUGUGCACAGCUUGGCUCUUUGGACUUGGGCAGGUGGGUUCAUGCCUAUAUUGACAAGCAUGAUGUGCCUGUUGAUGUUGUUCUUGGCACCUCGCUGGUGGAUAUGUACAGCAAGUGUGGUGGAUUGGCUGAAGCGCUGAAGGUCUUUAAUAAUAUGCCUGAGAAGGAUGCCUUGGCAUGGUCUUCCAUGAUAGGUGGUCUGGCCAUUCAUGGACUUGGUGAAAGGGCUCUUGAAAUUUUCGCCCAAAUGAAAAGAUCAAAUCUUAGACCGAACUGUGUUACUUUCACAAGCGUGUUAUUUGCUUGCAGUCAUUCUGGAUUGCUCGAGGAGGGUAAGUUCCAUUUUGACAGCAUGUCAAGAAAGUAUGGAAUUGCUCCCCAGAUUGAGCAUUAUGGGUGCAUGGUGGAUUUGCUUUGCCGUGCUGGGCAAACGCAGGAAGCCUAUGACUUCAUCAUGAGCAUGCCGAUAAAGCCUAACGAAGUCCUUUGGCGGGCAUUGCUUAAUUGUUGCAGGAUCCAUGGAGAUGUUGAGCUCAGCAGUUGCAUAUCAAAGCAUCUCCUUGAGCUGGAUCCUCAUGGUGGUGAUAAUUAUGUGCUCGUUUCGAACGUAUAUGCUUCUUCAGGUAGAUGGUCUGAUGUAACUAGAGUGAGAGGGUUGAUGAAGAAAAGGAAGGCCGAAAAAGAGCACGGCUACAGCAUGAUAGAACUUAAUAACACUUUUCAUGAAUUUGUCAUGGGAGAUGAAUCCCACCCCCAUACUGCAGAGAUCUAUGAAAUGCUUGACAAGAUGAACGUGAAACUAAAGAGUGAGGGUUAUGUUGCUACCACAGCAGACGUGUUACAUGAUAUCGAUGAGGAAGAGAAGGAAAAUGCACUUGGCCUCCACAGCGAAAGGCUUGCCAUUGCCUUUGGCAUUCUUCAGACGUCUGAUAACCAGCCUCUUCGUGUUAUAAAAAAUCUUCGAGUCUGUGGUGACUGUCAUUCAGUGAUCAAACUCCUAUCUCGUGUUUACAGUAGAGUAAUUACAUUUCCACACAUUGGUGUUUCUAUUAGUAGCAGAAAACUUCCAAGUAAAAAGUUACAGAUAUCACAGUAUAUCCUGUUCAUUGGUCAUUGCCUUCCUUUCAUCAACAUGAUCAUUCUUGGGCUGCCUAUUUGGUUAGUUGAAGAAUUUGACCAAACAGUGCAGACUGGCAUAGUGAGUGGCAUUGGUGCCUUUACCUUGCAUCCACUUGCAUUCUGCAUUCAGGUUUCUACUGAUGAUCGAUUUGAAACCAAGAGCUGGGACACCAAGUCACUUGACUAA
Molecule: messenger RNA, 1962 nt
Organism: Nymphaea colorata (pocket water lily)
Lineage: Eukaryota; Viridiplantae; Streptophyta; Magnoliopsida; Nymphaeales; Nymphaeaceae
Product: pentatricopeptide repeat-containing protein At4g21065-like
Exons: 4
Coding region: 1-1962 (653 amino acids)
Biological process (GO): RNA modification
Molecular function (GO): zinc ion binding; RNA binding; protein binding
Source: RefSeq, a predicted model, not a curated record